AUGUGGCGCCUGUUUUACCUGAUAGCUGCCGUAUCGGCACAAAUCCCUUCGCUGGGAUUUUGUCCUGACUACCAGCCCAUGGAAGACUUCAACAUAAACCGUUUCCUGGGCACCUGGUACGAGGCGGAACGCUACUUCUCUGUGAGCGAGCUCGGUACCCGCUGCGUCACCACUAAGUACGAGAGUACGCCAGAGGGCAGGAUUAUCGUGUCCAAUGAAAUCAUCAAUUCGAUGACUGGAAUGAAGAGAGUCUUGGACGGUUACCUGCAGAUGAUCGGUCGGGAUGGCGAGGGACGUAUGAUCGUUAAGUACGCGGCGCUUCCUGUGCCGUAUGACACAGAGUUUAGUGUGCUUGACACAGACUACAAUAGUUAUGCCGUGAUGUGGUCGUGCAGUGGCAUCGGACCUAUGCAUAUUCAAAGCGCAUGGGUGUUGACGCGCGAAAGACUCGCGCCAGCUCUGACUUUGCAAAAGGCGUAUGCAGCAUUGGAAAAAUUCAAAGUGUCCAGAGCUUUCUUUGUAAAGACCAAUCAAGCAGACUGCUACAUUCUGCCUGAACCAGCUGCGUAUGCUGAGUUCAAAGAAGCUGGAAUCUCAGAAAUAUCUGGAAAGCACGCCAGCAUGGUCCCUGUUCCUUCUGCUUCAAAAACUGAGGCCGUUGUGGAGGUACCUACAAAAAAUAAAGUAGAGCCUGAAGUCAAGCCGGAAAUCCCCAUAAUAAAGUCUAUUAUUCCUGAAUCUAUUGAGGAGUUGAAAACAGAAAUAAAGGAAUCUGAAUCUGUGAAAAAGGAAGAAAAAAUAGAAAUUCCAGAGAAGCCAGCUAAUAUUAAAAAAGAUAUGCCCGAUAUGAAGGAAUCAAGUGCGUCCAAGGUACAGGAUAUACCUAAACCUGUACAAUAA
Molecule: messenger RNA, 900 nt
Organism: Parnassius mnemosyne (clouded apollo)
Lineage: Eukaryota; Metazoa; Arthropoda; Insecta; Lepidoptera; Papilionidae
Source: the annotation of a GenBank genome assembly